CUUUGGCAAAGGAGGUACUGCGGUCUCAUGGGUAAGUCGUGUGAUUUGGCGCUAGGGUGUCAAUCGACGACAAACAGCAGCGAGGACAAUUUGUGCGGUAGGAGGGUCUCUUGUUCAAUGGAAUGCUAACUGCUGCUUUGACCAUUCAAGCGGCAGCUGUUUGGCAAUCCCGGUUAAGCGAGUUUCAUUACACGAUUUACCCAUGAGACCGUAGUACAAUCGUUCUUGUACUAAACUCCAGCCUCAGCCUGACCGACAUGAAUCCUCAACGUGCGUCUUCCCCUCUUCUGCUCCAAUUUCUAUCGGUGCCUCCAAGAUCUUAUACCUAUGAUCCGUGUUGAAUUCGAGAAGAAAGCUGGACGCGAUGUGGCUCCUCGAUACUACCACGCUUCAGCUCUGUGCAUUUUUCUCCACACCUCCGCCCUAUGCGAUCCUGUCACACACUUGGGGAGUAGAAGAGGUCACCUUUCAAGAGAUGGGAACUCCGGAUGCAGAAAGGAAACGCGGCUUCAAGAAGAUCACUCAAUGCUGCGCUCAGGCCAAGCUGGACGGCUUGAAGUAUGCAUGGGUGGACACAUGCUGUAUCGACAAGCGCAGCAGCGCCGAGCUCUCUGAGGCGAUCAAUUCGAUGUUCCGCUGGUACUCCGAAGCUCACAUCUGCUAUGCAUACCUUGAGGACGUCGAUAUUCACUCACGCUGCUUUUGGGAGACUGCUUCCCGGCAAUCUAGGUGGUUCAAGCGAGGCUGGACGCUUCAAGAACUGCUCGCCCCCAAGCAUGUAACUUUUUUCGACAAGGACUGGUCCGAGAUUGGCACCAAACUGAGCCUGUUGGAUGACGUGAGCCAGAUCACUGGCAUCCCGCACGUUGCUCUGCUACAUCCCUCAAUAAUAUACGAGCACAGUGUGAGCGAGAGAAUGUCCUGGGCUUCAAACCGGCAAACAACCAGAUUAGAGGAUGUUGCUUAUUGUCUUCUGGGGAUUUUCGGUGUUAAUAUGCCUUUGCUGUAUGGCGAAGGCAAGAGAGCUUUCCGACGACUUCAAUUGAAGAUCCUAUCUGGAUCGGACGAUCAUUCCAUUUUCGCUUGGACAAAAGUCCAUGAAUCUGGACGCUUGCCGGAGCCGGUUACCAAGAAGCCGGUUAGCAUACUCGCUGACAGCCCGGCGUUCUUCGGUCGCGGAAUUGUCGUUCUACGCCAGGAGGGGAACUUGCGCUUGUCGACGUCCUCGGACCGAUGUCCGAUUGCGGUAACCAACUUGGGGUUGUCAAUGUCUAACCGAUGUCUUACCCCGAUUGUGGUAACCAACUUGGGGCUGUCAAUGUCUUUACCAAUUGCGAGCUUUCCUCAUAUGGCUGUUUCCGAUCCGGACAUGGAAACAUCCAGAAUUGAUGGGUCUUUCAUCGCCAUCUUGAACUGCCUUUAUCAAGGGCAGCGUGUUGGCAUUCGCGUGUUACGCUACAAUGGCCUAUUCCAGCAAUGGUCACGAUACGGUCGCGAUGCACUCGUAUUCCUUGAUCCCGAACACGUAAGCAGGAUCAAAGCCGAGAACGUAUUCAUGUCUAUCGAGGAUCACGAACGUCCUACAUUGGACGCAAAUUGGAGAGUUGAACUAUGCUACAAAGCAAACAACUUUCUUGCCAGUCCUUCUGAUGCUGCGCACGUCAGACUAUUUCGUGGCGAGGAAGUCGUACGUAUCGAGGACGCAGUCACCGAGGAUGGAGAUGGAGCCCGUCUUGAAUACGACAGUCACAGAACGGAGUACAGGCGUUCGAUCUCGCUCCGUGAUUCCCAUUCCUGGCUGGCUGUCAUGGUCAGAACCAUGGAUGGUCGUUCGCUCACCAUAGCCUUGGGCCCGGCGGGUGAUCACUUCUGGUCCUCCGGAGUCACCCAUCAACAGCCGCAAUCACUAGUUGAUAUAGCCAUACCCUUAUGGAAGAGGUUCAGGGAAUCGUCUUCAGGCUCUGGGUUGUCUCACUGGCAGUACUUUCGGGAUCGGGCUACUUACAAACUGAAUGACUCGUUGCAAUUUCGGAUGACUAUGAAGAGCAUACCGGAGUACCCUUACUCGCCAGGGCUGCACAGGCUCGAAAUAUCGCAAGAGCUUAUUCCCACCACCGUUAGACAAGCUGACAUUCUGUUUCCAAAAUAAUGUCUGAGAUCAUCAGCUACCAUACCAGGUAGUUCGCGGAAGCACAUGCUUAAACGUCGCCAGGUACACCUCCUCCGGCCUUGCCCGCUGUUGCACCCCAAAUGACGUCGUAGUUACCAAAGACACUCUCAACGUGGACAUCUUGGCUAUGAUCAGCGUCGCCGAGAAGGACAAAGACCUUUAAAUCUGGGAGUGACUCGGCGGCGACCUCUUCGCCAUUUGACUGGCAGCAGCGGAUUUUCGUUAGUUCCGGUUAUCAUGACGCAUCAUAUAUGCCAGCCCUAGGCUCACUGGCAAAACGAGAGAGAGAGGGGAGAGGGAGACAAAGAGUCUUACCGUGAUAAUCCUCCACUGUAGCUUUGCAGCCAGAUAUGUCUCGAUGCUAUGCUCGUCAAAGGGCCCGUCGCUUGGGAACUCAUGGAUGUGAAUGUUCUGCCAAUCUUUGAGCAUGGC
This is a messenger RNA of Exophiala xenobiotica, 2602 nucleotides long. RefSeq lists its product as uncharacterized. The transcript has a single exon. The record is from RefSeq and is a predicted model, not a curated record. NCBI's taxonomy places the organism in Eukaryota, Fungi, Ascomycota, Eurotiomycetes, Chaetothyriales, Herpotrichiellaceae. Bases 365 to 2149 code for a protein of 594 amino acids.